Molecule: messenger RNA, 1035 nt
Organism: Gekko japonicus
Lineage: Eukaryota; Metazoa; Chordata; Lepidosauria; Squamata; Gekkonidae
Gene: MAIP1
Product: chromosome unknown open reading frame, human C2orf47
Exons: 6
Coding region: 1-879 (292 amino acids)
Biological process (GO): inner mitochondrial membrane organization; protein insertion into mitochondrial inner membrane from matrix
Cellular component (GO): mitochondrial inner membrane
Molecular function (GO): ribosome binding
Source: RefSeq, a predicted model, not a curated record
AUGUGGUGGGACUUCCCGAAGAGAUGCGCCCAGGCUUGCGCGCUCCAGCUCCGCCCGCUUGGCGCCAGGGGGCAGGCGCAGAGAGCGAUCCCCACACUGGCCCGCUGGGAAUCCUACGGGCAGUCGAUGCAGUGGACCCCCCGGCUCUCCCAGGAUGGUGUUUUGCGGGCCCAGUCCGGCCGGCUCGGGCUUCUGCCUCCCGGCUCCCCUCUCCCUUCCCCUCCUCCUCCUCCCCCUCUCCCGCUUGCUGGUCCCCUCCGGCUGCCCCCCGCCCGGCCCUACAGCAGCGACUCCUCCGAGGGCGGCGGGGGGCGGCGGAAGCGGAGCGUGGUGGUGGUGGGGGUCCCCAACCCGCUGAUGUGGCUCCGCACCCGCCUCUACUUCUUCCUCAUCCGCGCCUACUUCGACCAGGAGUUCAGCAUCCACGAGUUCACGCAGGGCGCCAAGCAGGCCUUCGCUAUUGUUUCGAAGUUGAUUUCUGAGUGUAAAUACGAACUGCUGGAGGGCUUGAUAUCUAAAGAGAUGCUUCAGGUGCUGAAAGAGAAGCUGUCUUUGCUGUCCGCAGACCACAGGCGCGCCCUUGCCGCUGACAUGGAUGAAAUAAUGUAUACAACAGCAGGAGACGUUGGCAUUUACUAUGACGAUAGCGGUAGAAAGUUUGUUAGCAUCCUGAUGCGUUUCUGGUACCUGACCAGCACUGACCUUCCGGACGAAACUCCAGACGGAACCAAAGUCUUCCAGGUGGUUUUUGGCGAUGAAACAACCAAGGAGACGAAACGCCUCUUAACAGCAAACUACGAGUUCCGAAGAGAAUUUACCCAGGGCGUCAAACCAGACUGGCUGAUUACACGGAUCGAACACCCGAAGCUUUUAGAGUAAAUUCACCGAACGCACGACUUCAUGGACAAUUAUUGAUACUUGGGCAUAUCGAUCAUCUCAAGAUGGGAGUGACGUAGUCUCUCGGGGACUAACUUUGUACUUUUCCAAAUACAGUAUAUUGCUGUGAUACAUCAUAAUAAAGUGUUUUCCACCAGA